Osmerus eperlanus (European smelt) is the source of this 495-nucleotide messenger RNA. Its product is annotated as nephrin-like. Bases 1 to 495 code for a protein of 164 amino acids. NCBI's taxonomy places the organism in Eukaryota, Metazoa, Chordata, Actinopteri, Osmeriformes, Osmeridae. Gene Ontology annotation, biological process: cell-cell adhesion. Gene Ontology annotation, molecular function: cell adhesion molecule binding. The transcript is spliced from 3 exons. Gene Ontology annotation, cellular component: cell-cell junction; plasma membrane. The record is from RefSeq and is a predicted model, not a curated record.
AUGCGGUUCGCGAGCGACGCUGCGAUCGGCUCGCAGGAGGUCAAGACUCGGACCCACCCGCCGCGCUGCUGGGGGGGCGGCGGGCCACUCUCUGUGGGGGCCUCUCUAAAGGAGAUGCGGGUUCAGGCAUUAGGCAGCGAGGCGGGGGCCCAACAGGCCCAACAGGCCUUCAGGACCCAGCCCAGGAACCUGACGGUGCGGGCCGGGGCCACGGCCGUGCUCCGCUGCGAGGUGCUGCGGCCCUCGGGGCCCGUCCAGUGGGUGAAGGACGGCCUGCUGCUGGGGCCCCGGAGGGAGCUGCCCGGGUUCCCACGCUACAGAAUGAUCGGAGACCCCCGGAGAGGACAGUACCAUCUUCAAAUCGACAAGGCCGAACUGGAGGACGACUCCCCCUACGAAUGCCAAGUGGGACAGUCUGAGAGCAGCAAGGCAAUCAUCUCCCAUACAGUCUGGAUUACAGUGCAGAGUGAGCAAAACCAUGGGGCUGGUCCAUAG